AUGGUUGAUUCUAUUGUUUUACGGACAUUUAUUAUUGACAGGUCUGAAGCUGAGCUAGUUAACACCAUUGCGAAGGAUGUUUUAGAGAAAGUAGAUGAUGGACAAUUGUUUGUUGUUGACCAUCCAGUGGGAAUAGAGUCUCGAGUUCAGCACCUGGCAAGUAAAUUGUCAAAAAAGAGAUUUAGAAAAGCUCUUAUCAUCGGCCUCUGGGGGAUGGGAGGCGUUGGUAAAACUACUGUUGCCAAAGCCCUGUACAAUACAAUUGGUCGUAAGUUUAGAAGAGCAAGAAGUUUUCUUGCAAGUAUAAGAGAAAAUUCAAAGCAUUCUAAUGGCCAAGUUAAUUUACAAAAGCAACUCAUUUCUGAUAUCAUUAAUACAGAAGUUUUCAAGGUACCUAACAUUGAUAGAGGGAAAAGAAUAAUUCAGGAAAGAUUUCCCAACAUAAAAGCAUUUGUUGUAUUGGAUGAUGUGGAUAGUGUCAAUCAGCUGAAUACAUUUUGUGGAAGUCUUGAAUGGUUUUGUCCAGGGAGUAUAAUAGUCAUAACAACUAGAGAUCUCCAUCUGCUUAGUGUUAUUAGAGCUGACCACAAGUAUAGAAUGAGAACAAUGGAUGAAAUUGAGUCACUCGAGCUUUUUAGUUGGCAUGCUUCUAAGCAAGAAGCUCCCCUUGAAGACUUCAUAGAACUUUCUAAAAAUGUAGUUGCUUACUGUGGUGGGCUUCCUCUAGCUCUUGAAGUGCUUGGUUCUUAUUUGUUUGACAGAAAAAUUGAAGAAUGGGAGGAAGUGUUGUCCAAAUUAGAAGAGAUUCCGAAUGAUGAGAUACAAGCAAAGUUAAAAAUAAGUUUUGAUGGUUUAAAGGAUGAUAUGGAGAAGAAUAUAUUUCUUGAUAUUUGUUGCUUCUUUUUCAAUAAGGAUAGAAAUUAUGCCACGCACAUAUUAAAUGGAUGUGGAUUUAAGGCAAAAAUAGGUAUAACAACCCUCAUUGAGCGAAGCCUGCUAAAUGUUAAUAGGAACAAUAACAAGCUUGAAAUGCAUGGCUUAUUACGUGACAUGGGAAGAGAAAUCAUUUGUGGAAGCCCUCGAAAGGACCCUGAGGAUCGCAGUAGAUUGUGGUUUCAAGAGGACGUAACUGAAGUGUUAAUGCAAAAUACGGCAACAAAAGUUAUUGAGGGCAUAUCCCUCAAGAAGCCCCAUGAAGUAUGUGAGAUUGAUUCUAAAGCAUUCAAGGCAAUGAGAAAACUCAGAUUGCUCCAACUAGAAUAUGUAAAUCUUGAAGGAGAUUAUAGGCAUCUUUCCAAUAAGCUAAGGUGGCUUUGUUGGCAUGGAUUUCCUUUAAAAUCCAUACCUGACAGCUUGCACCAGAAAAGCUUAGUUGUUGUUGACUUUAAAUACAGCAACCUCAGGCUAGUUUGGAAGAAGCCCCAAUUGUUGCCAUAUUUGACAAUUCUUAUUCUCAGCCAUUCACCUCACUUGAGACAAACUCCUGAUUUUACAAACCUACCAAACCUUGAAAAGCUAGUGCUGAAAGAUUGUCUGAGCUUAGUGUUAAUUCACCAGAGCAUUGGAGAUUUGAAAAAAAUUAUUUUGGUAAAUCUAAAAGACUGCAAAUGCCUGAGGGUUCUUCCUAAAAGCAUGUACAAGUUGAAAUCAUUAAGAACUCUCGUUCUUUCUGGUUGUUCAUUGAUUGACCAUUUAGAAGAAGAUAUUGAGCAGAUGGAAUCGAUGACAGUACUAAAGGCAGAUCAUACUGCCAUAACAGUAAUACCCAAGGCCUUAGCAAGAUUGGAAGCGCUUAAGCAUGGAUAUGUAUCUUUCCCAGGCCGCGAAGGAAGAGCACAAGAUGUAUUUCCGUCUCUCAUAUGGUCUUGGAUGUCACCCACCGAUAUUCCCCGGUCCAGCAGUGAAGAAUUUUUGCUGAGCAUGUCAUCUCUAGUUUUUUCUGUUAUACAGAAUGGCAGAUUUCUUGGCCUAUCUCCAUUUCUGGGCGAUCUUGCCAAGCUUCGAGGUAUGUGGGAGGAAUGCCGAUCAGAGUCUCGAUUCAAUGGAGAAAUGGCAAGACUUACGGAUGCCUUGUAUGGGACAAACUUCAUGGAAUUGGAAUCCCCACCAAGCAGAUCCGGGGAAGCUUCUACAUCACUUGACGGUCAUGAUCAAGUUCACAAUGCAACAUCGGCAGAUUUCCUCAAUUCUCUUUUAAUUCAAAUGGCAGAGAGCUACAAGGUAGACUUGCUGAGAGACAAAAUACUACAGGGAUCGAGUUGCGGCGGGUGGGAUGAUUCUAACCUCCCUGGUGAUCAGUAUCCGGACUGGUUCAUCUACAAGGGCGAAGGACGCUCAGUAAUUUUUAAGGCACCUCAAGUCAUAGGGUGUCACUUGAAAGCGAUGCUUCUGAAUGUUGCAUAUUCUUCUUCCAUGGAUAACACAAGGCCUCAAUUUUUCAUAAAUGUUUUGAUAAUUAACUACACGAAGGCUUAUGUUAAACAAUGUAAGGGAGACUCGGCAACUUUCCAUGAAGAUGCGGAAUGGCAAAGUAUCAUUUCAAGUAUUCAACCUGGUGAUCAAGUGGAGCUUAUUUUAAGUAUUGGGCCUCAAUUCCCUGUGAAGAAGAUUGUAGCAUACUUGAUUUAUGAUGGUUCUAUGUGACAAGUUAUU
This is a messenger RNA of Neltuma alba, 2652 nucleotides long. Its product is annotated as TMV resistance protein N-like. NCBI's taxonomy places the organism in Eukaryota, Viridiplantae, Streptophyta, Magnoliopsida, Fabales, Fabaceae. Gene Ontology annotation, biological process: defense response. Gene Ontology annotation, molecular function: ADP binding. The transcript is spliced from 4 exons. The coding region runs from base 1 to 2643 and encodes 880 amino acids. The record is from RefSeq and is a predicted model, not a curated record.